This is a messenger RNA of Haliotis rubra (blacklip abalone), 1814 nucleotides long. RefSeq lists its product as uncharacterized. Bases 111 to 1664 code for a protein of 517 amino acids. The record is from RefSeq and is a predicted model, not a curated record. Gene Ontology annotation, biological process: Notch signaling pathway; protein ubiquitination. NCBI's taxonomy places the organism in Eukaryota, Metazoa, Mollusca, Gastropoda, Lepetellida, Haliotidae. The transcript is spliced from 5 exons.
GGUUCGUGGUUUUCUACUUUCUCUUUCGCUUUAGCUUGGAAUUCUGUGACUUCGUUCUGACGGGAGGAGACGGACGGCUGGGUCUGGUCAUAGGCACGGAACCAGACAACAUGGCUGCGGCGGCUUCUCAGAUUGCGGGAAACAGCUAUGAAUCUCAGUCUGGGUUGUACAUAGUCACCUACGUUGGCGAUGUUACAAAGGCAUAUGCAGAUGGCAUCGUUGUCAGCGAAGGGCCACGUUUUACAGACAUGGGAUACGUUACAGCAACUCUUCUUAGAAUGUACUCAGAAUUUGACUUGAAUCGCAACAAUUUAAUAAUUAAAGAAAGAGGUCAUUUCCAACCAUGGACGGCGUACACGACGGGGGAUUGCGGGAAGUUCAAGUCAGUGAUUCAUGCCAUUGUCCUACCCCGAGGAAAAAAACAAACUAUUGACGAGUGGAAGGUGAAGAUGAUCUGGUUAUACAAGAAAAUACUCUCUAAAGCUGAGGACAAAGGUGUCCCUAUCCUGGCGGUACCUUUACUUGGCUCUGGUAAAGGCAACGUGAACCCAGCAGAGGCUGUUCAGGUGGCAGUCCAAGCUAUGUUUUCUUAUAAGAAAACAUCUCUCGUCAAGGUGUUGCUCGUGUCACACCGGGAAGACAUCGUAGACAUGUUGGCAGCUCAGUGCGCCUACAUGUGCAAUAAGAAAGGUGGAAAGGCUCUUGAGCCACCACAUUCACACUCAAAUACAGGAAGAAAGAAUGGAUCGUCGAAUCCUCGAUCUCUGCCCAAACCUAAGCUUAAUGCAGACACUGAUAGCAAUAAUUCAUGCCGUGCGAAACAGGUGGUUGGCAGAUCAGAUCACAGCAAGGGCAUCGUUGAUUGUGGUGUCCAUCAGCGUGGAUUGGUACUCCGUAGUGGACGGGAAUUACCACCAGGACAACAAACUGACGAUUUCAGUGGCGGGGCCAAACCAAAGGUCUCAAACAAGGCAAAGCAUAAUGGUCAGGAUGACGAUGAUGAUGACAAUUACGACGACGUCGGUGGCGGUGGCAGUGACGACGAGGUGAAACAAAAGAGACCCGUUCCUGCAGGAUGUAGUUAUGAAGAAGAUGACCACGCUGAUGAUUGUGGCGGAGGUGAUGCUGCUGCUGCUGCUGAUGAUGAUGAUCAGGUGCCAAGUGAAUAUAGAAAGAGACAUCAAUGUAAAGAGAAAAGGGCAACAGACAGGGCAUCAGAUCGAACUGGAACACAUUCGAAAGGUAAUGAAAGUAGGUCUGGGAAGUACACCAACACAGACCAUGACGACCUUACCCUGUCAAUGGCAAAGUUAAGUAUCUCCCACACGAAUGAAAAGGUGACUAAGAACAAACCAACACCUCAGUAUUGUAUCAUUUGCCUUGAAGGAAUAUCAAACCCAAAGACCUUGCAGAGAUGUGGACACGUGUUCUGCACAGACUGUAUCAACAGACUUUUUGCCCGUUACAAACCGGUGUGCCCCAGUUGUAACAUGGUUUAUGGCGUCCUGACAGGGAACCAGCCGGAGGGUAUCAUGGAUGUGGCCUUCAGUGGGGAGCACCUACCUGGCUAUGAGACCUGUGGCACCACUACCACUUCCAUAAUGGGACACAACGGGCUGAUCAUCCGAACCCUGGAGAUUUCUACAAGGGCACCACACGUGUAGCCUAUUUACCAGAUUGCGGAGAAGGUAGAGACGUUCUCCGUCUCCUGAGGAAGGCGUUUGACAGGAAGUUAACAUUUACCGUCGGUCGUUAUACAACUACCGGUCGUGAAAAUGUCGUAACGCGGAACGACAUCCACCAUAAGACGAGUA